UGUAUAAUUAAAAAGUAAAAGGCAAGAGGGUAUACAAAAUUUUAAUAUACAGAUGACAUAAUGCAAACAAUCGACGCGACAUUUGACUUUCAGCAUUUCAUCGAGUUUCAUGUCUCAAAUAAUUGAGAUUUUAUAUUUCUGAAAAAUACGGAUAUGAAUAAUGUUGUACACAAAAUUUUGGAAUCUACUGUCGGAAAUGUGUUCGGUAGAGAUAUAACUUGUCGAGAACCCGUGCACCGUUGCGACGAUUAUCAACCCGGUACUUUGGUAGAGCUGGGCAGAACUGGUAUUAAAUUUUUCAAGAAAAUUUUGAUGCCGUGCGGGUUAUGUGCGAUACCUGUGGUACAAUCAGCAAAUCCAUCAGAAAGCAAAAUGUCACCUUACAAUAGCGAGCCAGGAAUCAAGAAACUAAUUCGACCAUCCGAUCUACCAAUUUAUCCCUUUGAAGACGAUUACUCUAAACAGAGCCCAUGCAUAGAUUGUGCACCAUCUGGACCAUUGGAACGGAACAUAUCCAAAAUUCGUAAGUCUGUUCAAACGGUUGUGUCAGAGUAUCAGCAUUAUUCUGAUGUGAUCUCUGAUACCGUUGACACUAGUGUGGAGCACAGCAGAUCUCUUUUGGAUUAUCUUCGUGCGGAAAGUAAUGUUAUGCCACGAAUGGGUGCCAUUGCUAUUGGUGGAUUGGCUGGAUUAGUGCUUGGACUUCGAGGACGUACAUUUAAGCGAUUGGUAUACUGUAGUACAGGUGCUCUCGCAACGGCAGCUAUAUGUUAUCCUAAAAAGGCGGGAGAGGGACUUAACUCGGCAAAACACUAUAUAAGUGUCGGCUACAAUUUUGUUUACGGUGUCAAGCCGGGUGACAACCGACAGCUGGAAAUCACAAUGCCGGAGUUGCCAAAAUUCAAAAUACCGGCAUCUUUUUCAGAAUUUGUAGAUUUAACAAUUGUCACAGGUUCAGCAGUGGCUACCACUGUUGGUAGUUUUGCACAGAACGCAUAUACAUCUUUAAGUAGUAACAAGGAGAAAGAUCAAUCGACGGCUAAAUUAGAUAAACGAGAUUAAGGAUCGAUAAUAAUAAUGGAAUAUAGUAAAAAAUGUACAAACGUUUUGUCAGAAACGUUUUUCGAGAAGAAAGAAAUUAUGAAUUAUUUGCUGCUAAUAAAUUGUGCAUCUUAAUAUGA
This is a messenger RNA of Cataglyphis hispanica, 1181 nucleotides long. RefSeq names its product MICOS complex subunit MIC27 (gene Mic26-27). Gene Ontology annotation, cellular component: MICOS complex. Lineage: Eukaryota; Metazoa; Arthropoda; Insecta; Hymenoptera; Formicidae. The transcript has 6 exons. The record is from RefSeq and is a predicted model, not a curated record. Bases 154 to 1062 code for a protein of 302 amino acids. Gene Ontology annotation, biological process: cristae formation.